UCCCUCGCGCCGUGCAUCAUACAUAUUCACAUACAUACAUCCAUACCCACCAUGGGCUUCAUGAAGCUGUUCCGCCGACCAAAGAGUCCAAAAAAGAACAAAGCUCUCGCCCGCCACAACGACGCCCAGUUCCAAUUCCCCUCCUACACGGGCCCCGACCAAACCCGCCGCCUCGACGACAAGAUUCUGCGUCUCAUCUUCCAAUAUGUCUGCCUGCAUUGCGCCGACGAAUCCCUCGAAGCGAGCGAGGAAUCCGGCUAUGAGGGCUGCAUGAGCUGCGACAUGCGCGACCUCGCCCAUUGCGCCCUCACCAAACGCCAGUGGUACUCGGUCGCCGCUGGUUUACUCUACAAGAGCAUCCGCAUCGAUGCCGUCCACUACUGCGAAAUCGAAGAAAUCUACGCCGACCAGCGACGGCGCAAGUCCCGCAAUGGCGAGGAAUUGGACGCACCAGCCAUGCGACUGCAGCAGCUGUGCCGUACUGUGCGCGCCAACGGCAACGUCGGAUCCCGCGUGCGUUUUUUGAAGCUACCUUACAUGACCCGCGAGUCCUGCAAGGCUGAUUUGGCCCGCACCGUGUCUGUCUGCCCCAGCCUCGAAUACGUCGAUCUUCCCGAAGGUUUCUACAACGGCGACCCCGCCUGCCAUACGCUGCGCCAGGAAUUGCAGGCACGAUGCCCCAAAAUUCGCAAAAUGAAAUACAACGAGGGGAGCGAGCAGGCGCUAGAGACGCUGCUGCAUGGCUACUGGCAAGAGCUGCGUAUAGUCGACCUCAACGGCAUCCAAAUUGAGCCUACCACGGUGCGUCGGGCAUUGGGCGUGCUUCCUUGGUUGAGCGAACUCAGCUUUUCCCACAUUGCCUGGAUGAACGACAGCUUCUUUCACUCAGUGCCUGGAGUCCCUGAUUUUCCUGCCCUCGACACGUUGAAGCUGAAUAAAAUCCACGGCUUGAAUGCCGAUGGACUGGUUCACUACCUCUCCAACCCCGUCAACAGCGACACGCUGCGCACGUUGAGAAUCAAAGACUGUUCUCGGUUACCCGUGGCGUCCCUGCAUAUCAUCCUUCAAUCGGCCAGGAACCUGACUUCUCUGGAGUUUAUUGCCACCGUCUCAUCGUCUCUCCCGAUCGACCCUAUCCCACCUAUGGCCUCACGCAGCCUUGUCAAGAUGAACUACGAGAUUGUCGCCAAUUCCACGAGUCAAUCGUACUCCCCAUCGACUUCCUACUAUCAGUAUCUUACAAACUCUCUCAUGUCCAACUCGCUGCCUGCUCUCCGUCAACUGUAUGUGCGCGAUCCCGACUUUCCAGAAUCGCUUACUCUCGCACCACCUAUCCGACCGUUCGCCGACGCCCCUCCCUCGCAAGGUUUCAACCAGCCUCUCGAAGUCUUCUCCAAAGGUCUCGACGAGCUCGAGUGGAUCUUCACCUCCAUCAUGCCCGCCGACGGAUUUGGCAGGCGAGCCUCUAUGGUUGGUGGGAGACCGCUCAGUAGCUACAGCGCCAACAAGGGCAUGGGGCCGCAAUGGGGUGGCGAUGCAAGGCGGAGUGUUGUAGUACCAAACGGAUUCGGCGGGUUUCUGGCCAUUCCUGCGGAAAAUGACCGACCACGAAGCGCGGGUAACUUGGCUCCACCAGGUGCAUUUGGUCACUCGCAUUCGGCGUCUUUGAGUUCAUUGGGAGGUGCUCCUCGUGCUAGCUGGAUGCCGGGACAUCAGAAGCGAUCUUCCAGAGCUGAUCUAUGGCGGUAG
Messenger RNA from Periconia digitata, 1749 nucleotides. The record is from the annotation of a GenBank genome assembly. NCBI's taxonomy places the organism in Eukaryota, Fungi, Ascomycota, Dothideomycetes, Pleosporales, Periconiaceae.